AUGGACAAGAUCGUUGCCCAGUAUUCACGCCCACAGCACCAAAAUGAGUUCUACUCAGAGCAAGAGCAAGAGGAACUUAACGGUGGCCUCCCUCCACUGUCCCUGAAGUUCGCCCUUCCUCCUGUUUCCGACCACUCUGCUUUCCUUCGUGCUAUGACCGAUGACCACUCCAACCCCAACUGCCCCAUCAAACUCGCUCACGGAACAACAACCUUGGCCUUCCGAUUCCAGGGCGGUAUCAUCGUGUGCACCGACUCCCGAGCAACUGCUGGAAAUUGGAUCGCAAGUCAGACAGUGAAGAAAGUUAUUCCCGUGUCGCGAUUGAGCCGUGGCGAAGACAAGCCUUCAAAUGACCCUACACCCGGUCUUUUGGGUACUAUGGCCGGUGGCGCAGCUGAUUGUCAAUACUGGUUGCGGUAUUUGAGUCAGCAGUGCACUCUGCAUGAAAUCCGACACAAGCGCCGAAUCACCGUCGCAGCCGCAUCCAAGAUUCUCGCCAACUUGACCUACUCAUACAAGGGCUACGGUCUGAGCAUGGGAACCAUGCUAGCAGGAGUUACUCCUCAAGAAGGACCAGCCCUGUACUACAUCGAUUCUGACGGCACCCGUCUAGCCGGUAACCUGUUCUGUGUUGGCUCCGGUCAGACAUUUGCCUACGGUGUGUUGGAUUCAAACUACCGCUAUGAGAUGGAGGUGGAUGAAGCGUUGGCUCUGGGCCGCCGUGCCAUUUUGGCUGCUAUGCAUCGUGACGCUUACUCUGGUGGCUUUAUCAACUGCUACCACGUCAAGGAGGAGGGAUGGGUGCACCACGGCUUCGAUGACAUGAACCCUAUCUUCUGGAAGACGAAGCUUGAGUCUGGCGAGUUCUCGAAUGUUACUUCGGCCUUGUAG
This is a messenger RNA of Penicillium taxi, 891 nucleotides long. It is a transcript of the gene pre2, whose product is annotated as proteasome core particle subunit beta 5. The record is from RefSeq and is a predicted model, not a curated record. NCBI's taxonomy places the organism in Eukaryota, Fungi, Ascomycota, Eurotiomycetes, Eurotiales, Aspergillaceae. Gene Ontology annotation, molecular function: threonine-type endopeptidase activity. Bases 1 to 891 code for a protein of 296 amino acids. The transcript is spliced from 6 exons. Gene Ontology annotation, cellular component: proteasome core complex.